GGCGACCGCGCGCCGCGAGAUGCUUCCGGCGGGCGCCAUGACUGCUGCCUGCCGAGGCCGCCCCGUCGCGCCGCCGUGCGAAGGCUCGGCUACGCGGCCCGAGUCGGCCGCCGUGUCCGGAUGGGCGAUGUGGCCGAGCUGGCGUACGCUUGCGGUGGCCAGCCACGUCGAGGCGUUCUUCCCCAACCCGUCCAUCCUUGCGUACCUCAUGAUCGUGCUACACACGCACACGCCUCCGACAUUGCAGAGAGAAGCGUACCAUCGCCGCCGGCUACACCUUCGUCCGGAGUUGUUCGUGCUGAUCUUCUGGGUGACGCUGGAGGAGAUGACGCUGUUCAUGCCGAUCGUCUGGAUGCAGCUGUUCGUGCCGAUCGCUCUGAUGGCGCUAGUCGUGCCGACCUGCAGGGCCCAGUUGGCGGGGACGCAGUUCGUGCCGAUCGUCUGGAGGUGGAUGUUCGUGCUGAUCGCCCUGAUGGCGCUGGUCGUGCAGAUAAAUGUGAUGGAGCAGUUCCUGCCGAUCGCCUUGAUGCAGCUAUUCGUCCUGAUCGUGCUGAUGGCGCUGGUCGCGCCGAUCUUCCGGGCACGGCUGGAGGCGAUGAAGCCGUUCAUGCCGGUCAUCUGGGUGAAGCUGUUCGUGCCGACUGCCGAGGCGGGCGCCGAUGCGGAGAUGGCCACUUGGUGCCAGCUGCCGAGUGCGCUGCCGCCCGCGGCCUACGCCGCGCCGGUAUGGUGGCCACGGCCGUCGCCAGCACCGCCUCCACCUACCUCGCCGAGUUCGAGCUUGCUGCCGCCGCUCCGCGUGCUGCCGCCGCCGCCAUCCAGAGACGUAUGCUGGUGCGUGCAGCCCGCUCCGAAGCGCACUGCUGCUGCUUUGGACGUGGAGGAGAGCCAGUCUGCAGCUGAGGAGACGCUCGAUGAGACCGCGGCUCCCAUUCAGCGAAUCCACGGCGCGGACGAGUCCGCCGAGAGCGGGCCUGACAGCCACGGGUGGCAGGAGGCGGUCGGGUCCGCUGAGAGCGACUCGUGCUCCACGGUCGACUCCGAGGACUUCGCGUACCCGCGCGGCGCGGACGAUGCCGCGGCUCGCAGAGAAGGUGCUGCUAUCAGCCGCUCGGGCGACAGGCCAUGGCUGCGGAUCGCGGACCACCUGGUGAUGUUCAUUGUCCCUGCGCCCAAGCUAGCGCUCCGGAGGGUGUUGACACCGAUGCUCGUGCACGACUCCGUGAUCUACGACCCGAUCCGCUUCCUGCUGAAGCCGA
Messenger RNA from Prorocentrum cordatum, 1259 nucleotides. The record is from the annotation of a GenBank genome assembly. NCBI's taxonomy places the organism in Eukaryota, Dinophyceae, Prorocentrales, Prorocentraceae.